This is a messenger RNA of Sphenostylis stenocarpa, 402 nucleotides long. The record is from the annotation of a GenBank genome assembly. Lineage: Eukaryota; Viridiplantae; Streptophyta; Magnoliopsida; Fabales; Fabaceae.
AUGAAUUUGGAUGAGGAAGAACAACCAUCAUAUGAAUCUAUUAUCAUAAAGAUGUUGACAGGAGUGGUCAAAUUGAUCACAUGCGUCAGUUUGACUCACGGUGAGGGCGGAGGUAGGCUGAGAGUGGUGCAGCGAGGGAGAAAUGGGGUUAGAGAGGCUGGAGAGGGGAGGGUGAGACCGCGGAGCCUAGGGCCAGCUCGCGGUGGUUUGGGGCAAGUGCACGGAGGUGGCGAAGGAUGGGAUCCAAAGGAGAGGAAGGUUGGUUUUGGGGAAAGAGAUGGGAAAAGAUUGAGAGUGGGGGGCUGGGAAAUUUCGGUGAAGGUGGGGGAGAAGAGAGUGAGUGAGAGUGUGGCUGAGGAUAGGAUCCAGAGGCAUCGUCUAGAUUUUCUUAGAAUGACAUGA